AAGAUUUAAGCUAGGAAAGGGAGGACAAUCUUAUUAGUUAUUUUAAUUUCAGACAGUCAAACCAUCAGACUCGUACUGGAACCCCUGAACACGCCAUCAUUUCAAUCAGAAGCAAUCUUAUAACUUAUCAACUAUUGUACCGCGAAACCCCCUGCAGCUUAUUCUGUUUAUUUUGUGCGCGUGCUUAUGUGAUUCCACUUCCGCUUUUACGUAAUCUCAGCAGACGUCAACGCUAAAGGCGCCAUUCCUGCACAUUCGAUUGUUUAACCUAUCAUCGUCACUGCCACUGCCAGUGUAUCCGUCAAUUUUAUUCGGAGUUACCUGCCAGUCUGCCUCAAUGAUGCUGUCACCGUCAAUACACUGACGGCAACCUUAUUCGAUUUGUCGUCUGCAAGUGACAGAAUUUGUGUUCAAUUUGUUCUGUUUUCCAACACACACUUAAGGCGCAACACAGUUUCAUUGAUACUAUUGGAUGGAUAUUUAAUUCAUUAAUAUUAAAAUCUCCACAGCGAUACGCGUCAACAAACCAAUUAGAAUUUAGAUCGAAAGGUUUAUUGGAGUUAUUCGUAGGUCAAGUUUUAGUCAGAUAUUUUCAAUAGGAACAAAAUUUCAAGCCAAAAUACAAACAUCCAACAAGAUUUUCUAAUAUUUGUAAUAAAAAUCACAAUUUGGUUUAUUUUCAAUUCAUAACAACAUCCUUCUUAAAUCAUUGUCCGCUUUAAUAAUAAUAAUAAAUAAAAUAUCUGCAUAAGCCAAAGUCAUAAAUACAAGUCUUAUUUUUUUUCUUUAAAUAAACUUCCUGUCGAUUGCAAUUUACUGUGGAUGCUGGGAAGAGAAUAUUGUCGUCUGCUAAGGUGAUUUCAUUUUGCUGCUUAUUAGUACGUUCUUCAGUGCUAGAAUAUUAACAGGAUCGGCACUGUGGAAGUGUAAAGGAAAGUGUAGCUAUUUUUCGAAUUAUUUGUUUUCUUCAUUAAUUUAUUUUUGUGUUAGGAGGUCGCCACCAUUACCGCCAAAAUUCUUUUCCCAAGUUUAAUGGAGGAACAGAGGGUUCCUGGGGAUGACAGGGACAAACGGAAAUGCGACGAUUUCGCCAGUUUAUAUUCUAUGGACACUGGUCAUGGGCAUAUUACAUCACAGAGGUCACUCUCUGACCAUGGUCAGGAGGGGGCCUUUAAAAAAAUCAAAGCCGAGGGCGCCAGUCCAGUUCUUUCAAUGUCCUCUGCAACAACAUUAGGCGGCACGUCGCCGGGAUCAGCCUCGGGUCACACGCCGGGUGCCGGAACUUGCCCGACACCUGCCCGAAGGCGGCACCGGACAACAUUUACACAGGAACAACUCAGAGAACUCGAAGCAGCCUUUGCCAAGUCCCACUACCCAGAUAUUUAUUGUAGAGAAGAACUCGCCAGGAUAACAAAAUUAAACGAAGCCAGAAUUCAGGUCUGGUUCCAGAAUCGCCGGGCCAAAUAUCGCAAGCAAGAAAAGCAACUGGCCAAAUCUCUUAGUCCCGUUAUCCCAACAUGCAACGGAAUGAUGAGGAAUAUCUAUCCCACAAACACUAGGGGCUAUCACUACCCCACUUCCGCCAACAUGAACAUGAACAACAUGGCGGCGAGGUACGGAGAGUUUGUAUAUCCACAAAUGAAUUCCACGUACCCACCUUCUAUGGGUGGAAUGCACCAGUUCUCUCACAUGGGUAGCAUGGCAGGGUCCAACAUGGCGGCUACUAUGAGUAUGCCUCGUCAAGUCCAGCAGUUUCCUAUGGCCUCAGACUACGGUCUGGAAUCUCCAGAAGACGAUUGGUACAACAAAAGUCUGACAGCGCUUCGUAUGAACAACUCACACACUGGCUCCUUAUCCAAUCAAAUUCUACCUUAUCAAGCGCAAGUCUAAUUAAACCAAUCGAUGACGUCGACACAAGCAGCAUCGCCAUUUUUUUUUUUUUGUUCGUCCGAUCCACCUCCAAGUCGUGCCACAUAAAAACUAACCGCCGAGGCGAUCGAUUCGGCGUAUGCUAAUGUGAACUUCGGCACAGGAAACUUCUUCCGUGCGGAUCUGUGGCCAGGUUGGCUUCCAGCAAGAAAAUUCUAAUUCUUUUAAAAUAUGGAUUCGUAUUCUACCAUUGGUUCAAGUGAAUCGCCUACACUAUAGACAGUUCAUGUUACUGAAAGUAUACGUCUGUAAAUGACAGUUCUAAUAAUGGUUCUCAGUAGACUACUUGUAGAACUUAUGCAUUCAAUUAUAUUUUAUAUUUAAUUUUUUAUGUUACAUGUUCACUGAAAAUGAUUUUCUGAAUUGCAAUCUCUUGGGUCUGUGAGAGAGAGAGUCACACAAACGCCAUGGAAUGUAGAUUUUAAUAAUAACUCUUGUGUUAUAUGGAAAUGGGUUAAAAGCGCCAAGUCCUAGUAUUUCAAGUUGGAAACACUACUGCUGUUGCCUGUUGCUAGCUCACCUAAUGAUCCUAAUGUGUAUUUUAGCUUUCAAGUCGGACUAUAUUAGACGGACACGCAAGACGAUCAGCAUAUGUCUUUCUACCAGGCUUUCUGUCUCAAGAACAAAAAAAUACACUUUAGACCACGUAUCAGUUACGUUUACAAACUUAGACAAUGUAUUAGUAUCGAUUACAAAAAGAAAUUGUGCAACAUUAGUAACGAUUACAAAUUAGUCCAUAUGUCAGUAACGAUGACAAAUUAGUUCAUAUGUCAGUAAGGAUAACAAAUUAGUCCAUAUGUCAGUAACGAUUACAAAUUAGUCCAUAUGUCGGUGAAGAUUUUAAACCAUGGUUAACUAUGAUUACAAAGACUAUGUUUCAGUAACGAUAACAAAGUCAGACCAUUUAUCAGAAGACCAGCGUUAGGUUAUGUAUAUACUAAAUGUUAGUAAUAAUAACAAGGCUGUCUGCCAGGUCGUGUGGUAUGCCCCUGGACGAUCGUCUCAUGGUUCAAACCCUUCCCACCCACCCCACACCCGCCACACUGCUGUAGGUUUGGGCUAGGUUACAAAAAUCUUUACCUCUGAAGAAACAUCCGAAACCUGUACAAUAAAACAAAAUGUUACUAUCUUCUAAAGUUCAGACGUUCUUCAAAAGAGAAGAUAGGGCCUAAUGACAUUUCAAUUGCGUAAUAUAACUAUUAAUAGAAACUAAAUAGGUUAACAUCAGUAUCGAAAUCUGUCCCUUAGAUGUUCCGCCAUUUUAUUUGUUCUUACCAUAAUGAAGACCUAACUGAAAUGUUUCAAAAGUUGAUAUCAUCAAAUGUACAUUUUUCAUGGUUCAGUCUAUUGGUUUGUCUCCUUCACGUCUGCAAGCGUCACUCUUACAGAAUGAGCAGCAAAUCAGUUUAUAGCAGUUUUAAUUUUGUUUAUAGGCUGGAAAUAAUUGCAACAGAUCUACAAAUAAUUCUUCGUAUGUGUGUGUGUUUCCAUGUAUAUAGAAUAUAUAUAUAUAUAUAAAUACUGAUAUAUAUGUGUAUGCGUGUAUCUGUGUGUAAAUUGGUGUUGAAUCACAUGACUGUAGGCCUAAAUGUUUCGCCAUCUGACCCCAUCCCCGUUUAUUCUUUGUUUGCAUUCCAUUGCAGUU
This is a messenger RNA of Biomphalaria glabrata, 3574 nucleotides long. RefSeq names its product homeobox protein unc-42-like. The transcript is spliced from 6 exons. Gene Ontology annotation, molecular function: DNA-binding transcription factor activity, RNA polymerase II-specific; RNA polymerase II transcription regulatory region sequence-specific DNA binding. Bases 1033 to 1890 code for a protein of 285 amino acids. NCBI's taxonomy places the organism in Eukaryota, Metazoa, Mollusca, Gastropoda, Planorbidae. The record is from RefSeq and is a predicted model, not a curated record. Gene Ontology annotation, biological process: regulation of transcription by RNA polymerase II.